AUGUCUUCAAAUAAAUCCUCUCCGUCGGAGAAUCUGGGUAGCAGCCCUUCAGCCCAAACUCCAGGGACCACCCCCGCAAAUGGGAAAAGCACCUCUCCGAAUACCGAUGUUGAACUCAAGAGUAUGCGGCCCGAUGCGCCCAAACCCUCAAUCCCACUGGGAGAGGACAUCAUGCAGUUGGCCAGAAUUGGAGAAAUCAGUGCUAUGCAGAAUUUGUUUGCGACCAAGAAAUUGACCGCGAACCAUCGAGAUGAGGAAGGCAUUACACCGCUACACGUAGGUCUCUCCCCUUUCCUAUCAAUGCGGAGAAUUGGGUUCUACGUAAACCAGUGGGCUGCGAUCAACAACCAAUAUGCGAUGUGCAAGUUCCUACUCGACUCCGGCGCCGACGUCAAUGCCAAGGGUGGAGAAUCGGUGGCUACCCCAGCCAUGUGGGCGGCGCAACGGUGCCAUUACUAUAUCGUUAAUCUGUUACUCUCAUACGGCGCCGAUCCUCUCUUGACCGACGUGCAAGGGUACAACAUCCUCCACCUCGCCACCAUCGACGGAAAUGCGUUCCUUCUCGUCCUACUCCUUCACCAAGAGAUACCGGUGGAUGUGGUCGAUCAGCAGGGUCACACUGGGUUGAUGUGGGCGGCGUAUAAGGGAUAUCCAGCUUGUGUGGAUUUGUUCUUGAGAUGGGGCGCCAACGCCAAUGCGGUGGAUGAAGGCGGGUUGACCCCGCUCCACUGGGCGUUGGUAAAGGGCUCUUUGCCAUCAGUGUUGAAGCUCCUGGAGUAUGGCGCGGAUCGAUUUGCGAAAACCAGAGACGGGAAGUCCCCGGAGACAGUUGCACAGGAGAUGAACACUCUGCGAAUUUGGAACCGCGCGCUGGCCGAACGUGGCUUCGAGGCGGACGGUACACAGAAGCCUGUGCCUAUGGGACUGGCCAGUCUCGUACGGAAUAAGAGCCUCAUGGCGAAAUUCUUCUUCCUCUGGCCAUUCUUGACCGUGCUUGUCGCUAUCUGGAUGUUGAGCAAUUUGCCCAUUCUCCUAGGUCUGCCCAUCACGCUAGUCACCUUAUUUGGUAUGCAAUAUCUUGCGCAACAAGUUGCAAACCGUGGGCCUUCUGAGUUUAGGAUUCUGCAGAAAACGCCAUAUCUAGCAGGUGUUUUCGCUGCAUCGUUAUUCUGGGUGGGUUUCCGUUGGAUCUUCCAAGUGUUACCUGUCUUUUACUCCUUGACCGCCUGGUUCUAUAUCAUGGCCAUGAUCGGAGACCCGGGAUACGUUCCGAAGAUCAGCAGCCGAAACCAGCAAAGAGAGGCCGUCAAACAAUUGUUUGAAUUGUGGAAAUUCGACGAGGAGAAUUUCUGUGUUCCUUGCAUGUCGCGGAAGCCUCUCAGAAGCAAGCAUUGCCGACGAUGCAAUCGUUGCGUGGCCAAGCAUGACCACCACUGCCCAUGGAUUGACAACUGUGUCGGAGCCAACAACCUUCGUCACUUCGUUAUGUAUAUCGUCAGUCUCGAAAUUGGAAUUAUCCUUUUUGUGCAAUUGACCAUAGGCUAUAUCACUGAUCUGCCACCCUUGAAGGAUGCUCAGUGUAGCGUUAUCAACGACACUCUGUGUGACUAUGUAUCCCGUGAUGCCUUCACGCUAGUCCUUAACAUUUGGAUCAUCCUCCAGUUGGUCUGGGUUACUAUGCUGUGCGCUGUGCAGCUUGUUCAAAUCUCACGCAAUCAGACGACAUUCGAAAAUAUGAGAGGCCACUCGAUUGAUCGGUCCCUUCCCAGUUCUCAGGCCUUUGCUUCCGCCAUGACCGCGGGUACGACAUCAAUGGACGCGGCCGGCCUCUCUGCCGUUGGACAAGGACCCAAUCCUGCUUUAGCACACUCACAUGGAAACCGACGACGAGGUGGCUGCCUUUCGUCAUGGUCGGCUCUAUUGGGUAUCGAUACCUUCUUCGUCACUGCUAAAGAUGGACUUCGAGAUGGUCGAUCCCUUAACCCUUUCUCCCGUGGUGUGACAACUAACUGCCGUGACUUUUGGUGUGACCCAGCCCCGAUCUUCGGUAAACGCGAGUCUGGUGCCGCGAUGCUUGGAGGUGAGGUGGUGAAUUAUAAUGAAAUGUACGAAACUCCGCUCCGCAUGCAUGCCGGCCGGUCUGGAGAUGGCUACCGUAGUGUGGCGGGUGAAGAACCCGAACAGAUGGUUUAA
Messenger RNA from Penicillium angulare, 2193 nucleotides. RefSeq names its product ankyrin repeat domain-containing DHHC palmitoyltransferase family protein. The transcript is spliced from 6 exons. Gene Ontology annotation, molecular function: palmitoyltransferase activity; protein binding. Gene Ontology annotation, biological process: protein palmitoylation. Bases 1 to 2193 code for a protein of 730 amino acids. NCBI's taxonomy places the organism in Eukaryota, Fungi, Ascomycota, Eurotiomycetes, Eurotiales, Aspergillaceae. The record is from RefSeq and is a predicted model, not a curated record. Gene Ontology annotation, cellular component: Golgi membrane.